Messenger RNA from Chara braunii, 1053 nucleotides. The record is from the annotation of a GenBank genome assembly. Lineage: Eukaryota; Viridiplantae; Streptophyta; Charophyceae; Charales; Characeae.
UGGCGCGGCUGAUUGGGGAGCGGUCUCGACAGAGAAACGAGAUAAAAUAACAGCGGAAAUUAGGUUAACAAUGGCCUCAACCGUGUCGACAUCAACGACACAAAUUGCGGUUGAGGAGGCGUUCAUGCAGGAUGCUGCGGUGGCUGCCAUGUUCGAGGAAGAGGGGUCUGUGCUGGUAUGGGUGCAGAUGCAUAGGCGGCAGAUGGAUGAGAUAUAUGUGCUGCUCACUCAGCAUCAACAUGAUAUUCCACCGGAGCUUUUGGAGGAGGUGGAGGAGCUGUCCGAUGGUUGGGAGGAGGAGCUCCAUGAAAACCUCCCUUGGCAAUGCUUGAGUGCCGCUGAAAACGCGCGGGUGAUGGAGGAGUUGGCGGGGUGUGCCAAACUGCUGGGGGAAGUGAAGGGUUCCCUUGUAGAUAUAAGGAAACGGUUGUUGGACGUGGCGCCUGAGGAGGGCCGGGGGCUGCGUUCAUCACCCGGUUAUUGGAGAGAAGAGGACACUCCUGUUUCGGAUGCUUUUCUUGUCGAGGGGAUGGUGACUUGCCGCAAGGAGCCUGAGGAGGGGCAGGGAACUCGCGGUGAAUUGGACAAGCGAUCGUUUGCUGGCGACGAGGAAUGCGUUCGUUUGGAUGAGGGGGCUACAACCAUGCGCGUGAACUACAUCAAAAACAACAGCAACAACAACAACAACAACAAUAACAACAACAACAGCCAAAACAACAACGGUAGUGUUUUCCUCACGUGCAGCAUCAACGGAGUUAUUGGCAGAAUGUCUCUCGAGGGGUGUGAAUCAGAAAACGACGAUGAAAAUGAUGAUUUAUUCGCCGACGAUAAGACUGGGGAGCGCAGCCAUUGGGACAAUGGUUUCUUUAUCAUUGCUGCAGCUGGCUAAGACACAAACAACAUGAAUAUUCACGGUGAUAGUCUUGAUGAUCUCAACAAGGAUGAUGAUAACAAUGGUUUGGCGGGAGACAUCAUGGCCGGCGGGCGCGGUGAUUGCGACAACACUUUUGCGAAAACAGCUGGUAAUAACCAAAAUGAAAAACCAAUUCACAG